Messenger RNA from Bombus impatiens (common eastern bumble bee), 467 nucleotides. RefSeq lists its product as uncharacterized. Lineage: Eukaryota; Metazoa; Arthropoda; Insecta; Hymenoptera; Apidae. The transcript has a single exon. Bases 133 to 312 code for a protein of 59 amino acids. The record is from RefSeq and is a predicted model, not a curated record.
ACAAUUAUUUUACAAUCAUAUAAACUGAUCUACUGUAAUAGCCAAAGUUGGAAAGUAGCAAGUGUACAAAGGUAAAACACAAGGUACACAAGGUAAAACUAUACCUUAAAAAAAAUCAUUUAAGUAUAAAAUAUGGGACUGCAUAUUUUUUGGCCAGCAUCCACGUGUUUAACCCUUUUGGUUGUCUGUGUAAUAAUAAUUUUAUUAAGAUACGGUUCGCGUAUUUGUAAGCUACGGCAUGCACCGUUGCCGUCUGAUCGAGAAUGGGAAGAAAAGGCGUAUUCUCGAAAACUUUCAGUUUCUAUGGCGUAAAAUUAGAUAGAUAUCACCAUAUGUUUUCACAUCAUGUUACGGAUCUGUUUCGUAUUAGAAAAGAAUUUAGAUUAAAUUAGAAUCUAUUUUAUCAUAUAAGUAUGUGUUUACUAUAUAUUUCACAGUAACACUUCAGAUCUGAAAAUUCUUCACAA